Aspergillus nomiae NRRL 13137 is the source of this 3437-nucleotide messenger RNA. Its product is annotated as putative phosphatidylserine decarboxylase Psd2. Gene Ontology annotation, biological process: phospholipid biosynthetic process. Gene Ontology annotation, molecular function: calcium ion binding; phosphatidylserine decarboxylase activity. The annotation marks the transcript as partial. Lineage: Eukaryota; Fungi; Ascomycota; Eurotiomycetes; Eurotiales; Aspergillaceae. The transcript is spliced from 6 exons. The record is from RefSeq and is a predicted model, not a curated record.
CCAUUCCAACCCGUCAGCUUCUGCUGUUGACGCGACGUGUCCCGUCUCCAUCUCCGUCUCACUACACCCCCCACUCGACGGCCAUCAUGGUGCGGUUACCGUUGCCACAACGGCUCAGUACUCAUUUAACUUCACGGAGUAAUACUCCUACUCCCGGACAAAGCAGAAGUACCAGUCCCAUGAGGGUACCAGACGCCAAGCCGCUGGUCCUAAAGGUGGUUGUCUUACGGGGGAGGUGUCUUGCUGCCAAAGAUCGAAAUGGAACGAGCGACCCAUACCUAGUUGUCACACUCGGAGAUGCACGACAAUCGACACCUACGAUUCCGAAGACCCUGAACCCUGAAUGGAACGUGACUUUUGAAAUGCCAAUCGUCGGUGUGCCAUUGCUCGAGUGUAUCUGUUGGGAUCACGAUCGGUUCGGGAAGGAUUAUAUGGGCGAGUUUGACAUUCCUCUGGAAGAAAUAUUCGCCGAAGGCCAGAUACAUCAGCAGGCUGAUGAAGCGCAUAAGUCCAAAUGGUAUACCCUUACAUCGAAGCGGAAAUCGGGAAAGAAGAAGGACAGCAACAUUUCAGGAGAGAUUCUACUUCAAUUCUCACUCGUCGAUACUGCAAAUCCAACAGCCCCUCCGAGCGAGACAUAUCAGAAGUUCAAGACACUGAUCGGCUGUGGGGAGGAAGACGAUGAUUAUCCGCAAAUUCCUGCGACCAUAUCAGAUGAAGCCGAAAGAUCCGAAGACAUAUCCGAUGAGGCCGAUGACUUGGGAAGACCCGAAGUUAACGAGAAGCGCCGGAGAAGGCUACGUCUCGCGCGACUCAGGCGGAAGUCGCUGGCAGCGAGGGCGUAUCAGUUCUCUGGUGCCGGCAAUGGCGUACAGGGUAUCGUGUUCAUGGAGAUUGUCAAGGUGACCGAUCUCCCACCGGAACGCAAUGUGACACGAACUUCCUUUGAUAUGGACCCGUUUGUUGUGACUUCGCUGGGAAGAAAGACGCUUCGGACUCCGGUCGUGCGCCACAAUCUCAACCCAAUAUACCACGAAAAAAUGGUCUUCCAAGUUAUGAAGCAUGAACAGUCUUAUACCAUUAGUUUUACAGUCAUGGACCGAGACAAGUUCUCUGGGAACGACUUCGUUGCCUCGGCUAGUUUUCCCCUUCAAACAUUGAUUCACGCUGCUCCCGAAUCAGACCCGGAGACUGGACUCUAUAAGUUCCUGGACACCGCGCUUGAUCCUACAGGGUCCACCGAGUCUCUCUCCAAUAACAAAGCUGGAAUCAAGAUCGGGAUUAGCCCAUCCCCAUCGACUAGCAGCCUAUCAAAACUGUCAAGGCCAGGCCUGGUCAGGUCAAGAAGCUCUACAGCUUCCUUGUCGAACCAAGCCACGCAGGAGCAGUCGACACUACCACCACCAUCAGCCCCGAAAUCUAUCCCGACAUCAGUUCCAUCAUCACUCCCAGAGGAGGGUAGUAGUAGCUACUUGUCAACAACGCCAACAUCAGUCCAGAACGAGGGCAGCGUGAUUGCCCCUCUUGAAGCAGAGGGCCUGGAGACAUAUCGGAUUCCGCUGCUGAUGAAGCAUAAAGAAAGAUGGGAGGACAAGCACUCUCCGGAGCUAUUCAUCAAGGCUAAAUACAUGCCCUACCGGGCACUGCGGCAGCAAUUUUGGAGACUAAUGCUCAAACAAUAUGACGCUGAUGACAGCGGCCGCAUUGACAAAGUCGAGCUAACUACAAUGCUCGAUACCCUUGGUUCCACACUGAAGGAAUCAACUAUUGACAGCUUCUUCGAGCGAUUUAGUGCGGAAAAUGAGGCUAGUGAGACAAUGGAUUUGACUUUUGACCAAGCUGUAAUCUGCUUAGAAGAUACCCUGCAGGCACUGCAGAAAGAUUCCAGGACAACUGGCAGGGGGCUCACUCCAACGCCAUCCACAGGCAGUCAAGACAGCGAGGAGCCAUCCAGCGACGACAAUGAUCUUUCCCUCGAAUCAAGCACAGGCAUGCCGGUCAAUGCUGACCCUCAGAGAACAGCCAUUCCCACACUACCCACUGAAGAGCAGUUAAUGACGAACGAGGAAGACCUUCAGCCCGAUGACUUGGGCGAUGAACGUGGUGAAGAGCAUGUCAUUGAACUCCGUGAAUGUCCCCUUUGUCAUCAACCACGGCUCUCAAAACGCUCAGAUGCCGAUAUCAUCACACACAUCGCUACCUGUGCUAGUCGAGACUGGAGACAAGUCGACAACCUCGUGAUGGGUGGCUUCGUGACCUCAAGUCAAGCGCAGCGCAAAUGGUAUUCUAAGGUGAUUACAAAGAUCUCGUAUGGAGGCUACAAGCUGGGUGCCAAUUCCGCGAAUAUUCUUGUUCAAGAUCGAAUUACGGGACAAAUCAAUGAGGAGCGGAUGAGCGUCUAUGUUCGUCUUGGUAUCCGGCUGCUGUAUAAGGGGCUGAAGAGUCGAGAGAUGGAAAAAAGAGAAGUAUGCUCACUCCAAUUAACUAUCCGGAAGUCCCGGAUGAAGCUGACCAUUCCUGCAGUUCGCAAAAUCCUCAAGUCGCUUAGUAUCAAACAAGGCAAGAAAUAUGAUGACCCCGCUUCCGCAAGUCAAAUUGAAGACUUCAUCAGCUUCCACCAACUCGACUUGUCCGAGGUUCUUCUUCCUCUAGAGAAGUUUAAGACUUUCAAUGAAUUCUUCUAUCGCGAACUGAAGCCAGGCGCUCGACCUUGCUCGGCUCCGGACGAGCCCCGAAUUGUUGUGUCCCCAGCUGAUUGCCGAUCAGUUGUUUUCGACCGUCUUGACGAAGCAACUAGUGUUUGGGUCAAAGGAAGGGAGUUCAGCAUUGAGAGACUCCUCGGUGAUGCUUACCCAGAGGACGCCCACCGCUACAAGAACGGGGGUUUAGGAGUGUUCCGUCUUGCACCCCAAGAUUAUCACCGUUUCCAUAUUCCCGUGGAUGGCGUCAUGGGAACGCCCAAAACCAUUGAAGGUGAAUAUUACACGGUGAACCCGAUGGCCAUCCGCUCCGCACUAGAUGUCUACGGAGAGAAUGUUAGAGUCCUUGUCCCCAUCGAUUCGGUUGCGCAUGGUCGUGUCAUGGUAGUCUGUGUUGGAGCCAUGAUGGUCGGAAGUACAGUCAUCACACGUCAGGCUGGAGAGAAAGUCGCUCGAGGCGAAGAGCUGGGAUACUUCAAGUUCGGUGGAAGUACCCUCCUGCUUCUCUUCGAAGAAGGAGUGGUAAAUUUUGACAGCGACCUGGUGGAUAAUUCGAAGGGCCCUCUCGAGACCCUGAUUCGUGUGGGCAUGUCUGUGGGCCACCGUCCUGAUAUUCCUCAAUUCGAACCUGACCUGCCGAAGAAGGCAGAAAACGUCACUGUAGAGGAGAUGCAGGCUGCCAAGCGCCGAAUCGAAGGAAGCUUGGCUCCACCAACCGAUGCGUCUGAGUUUGCAUGA